AUGUCUGUGAAGAGAAGAACUUCAGGAUUUUCAUUUCUCAUUCUGACUGGUCUAGCGUUGUUGCUGAUAGAUCAGGCGGCUGGAAAGCGUCCUGACAAGAUACUAGAUUUCGAAGACACAGUUGAGCAAAGCUGCCUCGUUACAGUGCCGAAAACACAAGGAAAGAUUUCUUUCUCGACAUCAGUGGCCAAACACGGGACAACAUCACUUAAAUGGGAAUCGAGUGCUAACGGAGAAUCUAAGUUAAGGUACAAGCUUCCAAAAUCGGCUCACAUCAAGGGCAAGAAACUCAGAGGAGGAGGUGUUAAAAUGUGGAUCUACAAGGAUACUCCUUCUAGUGGAAGUAAGAUGGAAGUAAGGCUGGCAGAAAAAAAAAAGAAGAAAAUGGUUACGCGGGUAGGAUCUUUUGAAAUAAACCUGGGAUUUUCAGGCUGGAGAGGAAUAUGGAUGUCAUUCGAUGAAUGCAAACAAACUAGAGACAGCCUCACAGGUUCCUCAUCGAUCACAAGGAUGGACUUUGUUUUAAACCAUGAAGAUACCAUUUACAUAGAUUUACUUGGCUUUGUGGCAAAAAUGUCCAAACAAUCUCGCGAUAAGAUUGUUACAACUAUCACGAGAUUUGGCUCAAAGUACGAUUCCAGUAACUUUUGGCAGCAGACUUAUCGCUGGAGUCAGCAGACACCCUCUGCUCUUCCGACCUCUGUUGAUUCUUCAAAGACUACUCACCUUGCUCACAUUGAAAGUCGCUUACAUAACUGGUAUGCUGAUGAGACACAAACCACUUAUGAUUUCAUGGGAGAGAUGAAGAAACGUUGGAAUACUCUUCAGGAGAGCUUCGAUGAUGCCCAUAAAGAAUACGAUAGACUAACAUUUACAAGUGAGCCCGAUUCAAGUACUCCUGGCUCCACUAAAAUUGUGAUCACCGCUCCUCCAUUAUUUUGUCGUAACUGUAAAAUGGGGACGAGGACAUAUUCAGCAACUGAUCCAACCAGAAAGUUCAGCUUUCCUAUUAUGCGUAUUAUGUUGCCUCUAGCUCUCGAGUAUUACCUUAAGUCCCGUCCCAACGAGAUAACUAAGACAGUAAAUAAAGAGAAGUCCAAACUGUGUUCUGGAGAUGCUGCCAAGAUGCAACGAUCCGUCCAAAAGAUUUGCGGAAAAUGGACAAAGAUACAGGAUGAGUUCCGAAACUAUCUCAGCACUUUAACUUGUACCGAAAACAACGUCCGUAAAUCACUGCAGUUUAUCAACAAAGCACGCCUUCAGAGAAUCCUCAAUCUACUUGAUUAUAUUGAAGAUCAAGGAUGGGCAGAUGGAAGUGGAAUAGGCUCUCUGGAUCACGAAAUGAAUCGAGAUGGUGCUGGAUACAUGCACACUCUUUUUCUUCUAAAGAACUCUUUACACCAGGACCCAAGAAAUAAAACCAGAUUGGUGAAUAUGAUAAACACUGCCAAAUGGUACAAUGAUUUUGGAGAAGUUUAUCAAUCAAAAUUCGAGUUCAAAGGAACGACGGCCGACAGAAUGAUCACAAUAUUGCUAUUUCGACUGAUGAUUGUCUUGGCGAUGCCUGCUACCACAGAUAUGGAAAAAAAGGAAAGGCAGAGGGAUAUGGAUGCUUUGAAAAAGUGGAUGGAUAAUGCCCUGAGUAUCAACAAAGCAUUUGGAGGGGUCAUCAAACCUGAUUAUACCGGUUUUCAUCACAAAGCGUUCUAUGCAUCUGCCUACGUUCCACAUGCUUUGCACACAGCAGCACAAGUGCAAUAUCUGUUAGAAGGAACAAACUUUGCUUUAUCAGAUGCAUCUAAACGAAAUUUACUUGAGGCUCUCAAAACAAUGAGGCUUAUAUCCGUGAAGUACUCUACCCCAAGCAGUGUUGGAGGACGUUUCCCAGACUUUUCAAAGGAGGCUCUAAUAAAUAUCCUCCCGGCAUACGCGUACAUCAGUGUCUCCUAUUCAUCCCAGUCAUUGGCAUCGACUCCACCGAAAGGGAUAACUAUUCCAAACACCAAAGACGCAGGCAUGUUUCUACGUUUGUAUGAAACAUCGGACAAAAAUGUGAAAAAGUAUAUGGAAGAUGGGAAGGUUUACAAGGGUAAAUCGUACAUGAACAGUCUUGGAUGCCUGAAAAUAAUGAAUGCGCUCAAAUCUAAAGCCACAACCUAUGAGCACUCUCCUGAAGGUCACUGGUCCAAGAACUUUGCUGCUCUCUCAAUACAUCGUCGUAAGGACUGGGCCGUUACAGUCAAAGGUUUCAACAGGUUUGUCUGGGACUUUGAGGGCUCCACAAAGAAGAAAACACCAGAAAAUGCCUUUGGUACCUAUCAAAGCCAUGGUUCAAUGUUGAUAGCAAAUAGUGAAGAGGCGCUAAAAGCUCACGAUAUAGAUAACGGAUGGGACUGGACAAAAGUUCCUGGAGCAACGACGAUGACUUUGACGUUAUCGCAAAUAAGGCUCAAAAAGGCACGAAAUUUUAGUCCUCUUUCCUAUGCUGGCGGAGUUACCUAUAAAGGGCCAGAGCCUCUAUCCAGCGGAGUAUUUGGAAUGGACUUUCAUCAACCAGAAUAUCAAUUUUUUGACGAGGAUCAUCCGUAUCGUAAAGUUAAGCUUCACUUUAAGAAAUCUGUCUUCUUUUUCCAAAAUGUUUUAGUCUGCCUUGGAAGUAAUAUUAAAAUAGAUAACGGUGGAACAACUAAGGCACAAACUACACUUUUUCAAGACAAACUGGUGAGAGGUGCAUCUGAAUUUUCCAUUAAAAUAAACGACAAGACCAAAGACCCAAAAAGAGGCUAUACUACUUUAGUCGACACCAAAGGCAACAGUUAUUACAUUCCAGGAUCAAGUGCAUCUGAUCUCAAAGUACAUAUCCAAAAUCAAAAUUCUAAGACCGCAGCUGUUGUCGACUCCAGCGGUAUCUACGCUACAGCCUGGCUAGAGCACAGUUCCACGAAUGCCAAGUACGAGUACGCUGUAUUUGUAAAAACAGACUCUUACAGAAGCACUGCCACCGCUAACUGGGAUCGCCUACAUACGAAUUCAAAUCGGGUGCUGUACUCGGUUCUACAACAAGACGAUAAGGCACACGUAGUAAAAUUUGGUAUAUCACCACAGCGUAAUGCCAUCAUAACACCAUUGUACGGCUAUGUAAUCUUUGAUGCCACGUCAAAACUCCCUAAGGGUGGUUUAAUCACAAAAGUGACCAAGCAAUGUCGCAUCAUGGUCGAGCAGAAUUCCCGAUUCGUCUUUUUAAGCAUCAGCUACCCUGACUUGAAUUUCAAUGUCGACGGGGAGCUGAAAACCUCAGGCGACGUCAACAAGGAGGAACUCUAUGAGCUAGAAAGUCGUGAAGUGGAAAUUGAGGUCACCUUAUCAGUGGAUGUGAAAACAACCCUCCCUGAUUCAGCGGUUAUCGUACAUGGAUCUCCUGCCGGGUAUCAACCGAGGAUUGAAGUAAAGCGUCUGGCUUCCUCCCCUCCCCCAGGAAAAGGAAAGAUAAUUGCAUUUAAAAAUCUCAAGAAUGGAUUCAGCGUUGAAGUGAAAUUGGAGAAAUAACCUGAUAUGGUCUAAAAAGACUUCCAAAAGAUUGCCUUGGUCACAAUUGAUUUAUCUACUUGCUCAUAUUCUUAGAUAUAUCCUUGCCUAUUAUAUUCAUGCUAUAGAGAAUUUAUUUAGUUCAAUGGCGAUCACCAUAUGUUGAUCCGGAUUGAAGUACUUGUAAUAAGAAUUAUGUGGAUACAUAAUCUCACAUGAUAAAUAAUAAAC
This is a messenger RNA of Pocillopora verrucosa, 3756 nucleotides long. NCBI's taxonomy places the organism in Eukaryota, Metazoa, Cnidaria, Anthozoa, Scleractinia, Pocilloporidae. The record is from RefSeq and is a predicted model, not a curated record.